AUGUCCAUAGAAAGUUAUGCCCAAGAAUUAAAAUUGGCUCUACACCAAUAUCCAAACUUUCCUAGUGAGGGAAUUCUGUUCGAAGAUUUUCUACCCAUUUUCAGAAAUCCAGGCCUUUUCCAGAAGUUGAUCGACGCUUUCAAACUACAUCUAGAACAAGCCUUCCCAGAAUCUAAAAUUGAUUAUAUCGUCGGAUUGGAAUCCCGUGGGUUCUUAUUUGGGCCAACUUUAGCUUUGGCCUUAGGUGUUGGUUUCGUUCCAAUUAGAAAGGCAGGUAAAUUGCCUGGUGAAUGUGUCAAGGCCUUAUACGAGAAGGAGUACGGUAAAGAUGUUUUUGAAAUACAAAGAAACGCUAUUCCAGCAGGUUCUAACGUUAUUAUUGUCGAUGACAUUAUUGCCACUGGUGGUUCUGCUGUAGCUGCUGGAAAAUUGAUUGAAGACCUUGAAGCCAACCUUUUGGAAUACAGUUUUGUCAUGGAGUUGGAUUUUUUGAAAGGCAGAGAAAAGUUGAACGCACCAGUUUUUACUUUAUUGAACGCUCAGAAGGAGGCCUUGAAAAAAUGA
Messenger RNA from Saccharomyces mikatae IFO 1815, 564 nucleotides. RefSeq names its product adenine phosphoribosyltransferase APT1 (gene APT1). Gene Ontology annotation, molecular function: AMP binding; adenine phosphoribosyltransferase activity; adenine binding. The transcript has a single exon. The record is from RefSeq and is a predicted model, not a curated record. The coding region runs from base 1 to 564 and encodes 187 amino acids. Lineage: Eukaryota; Fungi; Ascomycota; Saccharomycetes; Saccharomycetales; Saccharomycetaceae. Gene Ontology annotation, cellular component: cytoplasm. Gene Ontology annotation, biological process: AMP salvage; adenine salvage.